Molecule: messenger RNA, 5859 nt
Organism: Entelurus aequoreus (snake pipefish)
Lineage: Eukaryota; Metazoa; Chordata; Actinopteri; Syngnathiformes; Syngnathidae
Exons: 6
Coding region: 102-1217 (371 amino acids)
Source: RefSeq, a predicted model, not a curated record
ACAGCCGGCUCAAAACAAGGAAGUGAAUCAGGAAGCUUCGGAUAACUAACAUAAGUUAUUAAGUGUGUUUUAUAGCAGUCGGACCACUAGUGGCUUUACUCAUGGCCGACACCAGUGGAAAUGUCAACCGCAAUGGUGAAGACGACGACGAAACAAAUGGCCGGAGUGUCCCCGCGAUAGACGAGGGUCCACCGGCGUGUCUUGCCAGUCCUGGACGCAGUAAAAGACUAAUUCUACAUGUGGAUCUGAACAACACCAUUCUGGUGUCAGACGCCGCGACGAGCCAAGGAACUGUUGCUGCUCUGGAAUAUUUCAUGACGACUGUGACGUGGGGCAAAAUGAACAAAGGAAAGUGGGAAUGGCUCAGUGACUCUCCCUCCCUGCUGCCACCAUGCGACGACGCCACCAGCUACUACUCUCAGUUUGGAUAUACCGGUACUCACGGCUUCACUUCAGCCGCAGGUCGGCGCUUCCGUGGGAUUCUGAAUGAGCAUCUCAAACUGCUGCGCUGGCCUGAGGGCUUGAAGGGAGACCGAGAUCUGACGAUUAAGGCCGAGGAUGGACACCUGUACCACUGGAUCCUCCCCUCCUUUUUCCAGCUGCUCAUAGACCUGACCCAGCAAGGGACUCCGUUUGCCGUCCACUUCCGUACAUUUGGAUGCGACCUAAUUCGUGUGCUGAGUGCUGUGUCCAAAGCUGUGACUGAAGGAGCUCAUCCUGUCUUUCCUGACCUCCCCGACCUGAAGUUAAGCGUGAACAAGACUGCAGGCAAGAUCCGCUGCAGCGCCAAAGAAGUUGUUGUGGCCAGAGGCGGUGAGCGGCUGUCGAGUCGCGACGGAGAGAGAAGCCUGUACGAGUACUUCAGCGCCGCUAACGGGCUGGGCGGCUUCCAGGACGACUAUGACUGGUGGCUGACUAACAACUAUUCCGCCCGGGGCGGCAAGCCUCUGUGGGUGGACCCCUUUGAUGAGACCGUUCAGCACAUCUUCAUCGACGACAACAUUCGACAGAACGAUGAGGACACCGUAGUGCAUCCCAAGGUUUUCUUGGCGCCGGGCUCGGCCGACACGCGCAUGGCGUCCAUCUCCGAGCUUUACGACGUGGCCCUGAUCCAGACCGACCUCCUCAAGGCCGUCUCUGAGCCAGACUACUUCACCCGGCGCGUCCGCAUCUGCCAGGAGAACUACGAGAAGAAUGUCCUGCAGGGGUCGGGCUAGUCCACGGCGCACCUGUCCUGGUCCUGAUGAACGCCACAUCGGGUACCUUUUAACUCAGGGCUGUUAGAAGUUUCUAGAUAUGACCGUGUUACAUUGUGCGAUGGAGAGUUACUUACUUAUUCAUGAUUUGAUGGGAGUCUAAAACAGGGGUGUCCAAAGUGCGGCCCGAGGGCCAUUUGCGGCCCGCAGGUAAUUUUUUAACGGCCCCACGGCACAUUCUAAAAAUACGAUGAAAAAAAAAAACAAAACAUAAAAAGUGGUAUAAAAGAGCAAACGGUGAAAUGUAACAAGAAAAUGUUGCAUUAUUUACUCUAAUAACACAAAGCUGCCAUGCAGGCUGUUUCUUUCUUUAAAAAAUAAUAACGAAUCAAAAUCAAUGUUAUUAUGAAUUAUUGACCUAUUCAAGGCUCCAUUUACUUCACAUUAAAUAUUCCACUUUGAGAUAUUUUGGGGGGAAAAUGUUGCAUAUUUUUUGGUUGCCAUUUAAAAAACAAAGUUUUUUUUUAAAGAAGAGCCCUAAAACGAACAAACAAAAAACAUAAACAACAAUAAAACUUAUAAUUGACGGAUAGAUCUGGGGCCGUACUCAUCAAGCUUCUUAGAAUUACUCCUAAGAAGUCUGCUAAGAGUUGACUUAAGAGUAAAUAAAUUAUUCGCUGAAAGCUGCACUUAAAAGUUAGUUAUCAAGCGUCUUACUCACACUUUCAGCGAAGUGUAGGACUGAAUCUUAAGUGUCACACUCAGAGCUGAAUUACGACAUUACUAUGUGCCGUAAACGGAAUUUUAGGUGACGUCAUUUCUGUGUCCAUAGAAAUGACCAAUCACGGAAGGGAAUCCCUUGUCUAAGAAUAAAGAAAUAUCUUGGAAAUAUUUAAGUGGACAAUGGGAGUGUAUAUUUUGACAAUAAACUACAAAAUAAUACAAAACAAACUAGUCCCCGCCGGCACUCACGCUACCGCUCCCUCUCUUCUCUCGCCCACACACUCACUGACGUCACUCACCUCACGGCCACACACAUACGCUACUGUCAUAACAUUUUCUUUCCAAUUCAUUAAUUAGGCAACUAAUUUGAAACUGGUGUGGGUGGCUCUAUAUAUACUAGCCCACUGCAGACACAUGCAGAAAUCAACAAGGAAUUGAAAAGUAUUAAAUCUGUGACAAAAAUAAUAUCCGCUCUGUCUAAACGAUACCGUUUGAUCAGCUGCUCGUCAUAAAAACAAAACAAAACAUUGUUCCGUUCCCUGAACGUUCGCGCACGUCUCUCUCGCCUCAGUGCCAUCCCCUGCUGGCAACUCCUAACCACUUAAGACACCUCUGAAGGUCUCUUAAAUAUCGUGGAGAGUAGGAGUGAUUCUUAGACUUAAGAACGUUGAUAAAAAGCUUUUAUUCUUAAGUUUGAGAGUAGGACUAAAUUUCGCAAAUUCUCAGGACUUAAGUGUAAAAUGGCACUCUAAGAAGCUUGAUAAGUACGGUCCCUGAAGUUGAUCUUGAGACUAUUGUGGUAAAAGUUAAAAAAAAUGUUGGAUUUAUUUUUUUAAACUUUACUGAGCAAUACCCUUUUGGAUCCCCAAUAAUUUUAGUGGGACUUUUUUUUUUUCAUUGCUCAAAAAAAUAAUGUAUUAAAACCAAUGUUGUUAUGAGUUAUUGACCUUUUUAAGACUCACUUUAUUAUAUAAUCUCAAAUAUUCCACUUUAAAAUUUUAUUGGGGGAAAAUAUUGCAUAUUUUGUGUUUUUUUUCCAUAAAAAAACACGGUUUUCCUUGACAAAAAUGGCAUACAACUUAAAUCUUUAAAGUGUUAUAUUGACAGAUAGACCUAAUGUUGAUCUAGAGAUUUAAACCUUGAAUAAUAAUAAUAAUAAUAAUAAUAAUAAUAAUAAUAAUAAAUAAUGACACAUUUGUAAUAUUUUUUUUGACCAAAACCUUUUGGGGUCCCCGGGAUCAAGCCUGAGUGGAGGCCUAAAUGUAUCUUUUUUAUACAUAUAUUGUAUUGGUUUUUAAAAUAAAAAACAUCAAAAUGGCCCCCGCUUGCUUUACCCUCAGUGGAAAAAGUUUGGACACCCCUGGUCUAAAAGAACAAAAAAAAAAAAAGGUUCUGAACUAUACUUAUUUGAUAAGUAGGAUAAAUUAAUUAUGACGCAAACUAUGCCAAAAGUAUUUGAAAAUAAUACACAUAAGCAACCUAUCAUGUGCAGGCCACACCAAAGGGCGUUACUGUCGCCCUGUUAAUAACCCGAGGCCACAUUAGCCAAUCAGAAGUCAUGUGCGGAAAAAGGUAUGAUUAUAAUAAUGACAACAUUAAUUGUCUUUUAAAUAAAUAAAUGGAUCAUACUCAUAGCGCUUUGACAUGAUAUGCAUGUAAUGUCUUUAUAAGCCCUUGUUGCGUCGGACCAGUUCUUCCUCCAAGGGAAUCUAAGUUACCGGUCAAUCCCAAGUUCUUUCGAUGACAUAUAUGCUGAGUAAGAAGGACCAUCAAGACAGAAAUGGAAUAUUUUCUAGUUUAUUCCAAAGCUUUGGGAGACCAACUUAAUUAAUACAUUCGUAUCGGCUGCUCUAGUUGAUCUGGCAUUCAAACGGAAAGAGACUACUUCUUGAAUCCGCAAACAGCCCCCACCCUCUCCAGAAAGGAAUACAGGCUCAUUGUUCUACUACAGAUAAGAUAUAAGGGAGUACUCCAACUCCUACAUUCCAAGUUUUCAAGGUAACACACACAGUUUACUUGCGGAAAUAAAAUUAAAAAAAAGAGUACAAAUGGAAAAACACUAGCUGCUUCAAACAUGACUAUGAAUAAAGAAAUAACUCUUAAAAAUAUAUGCAUUCUCCACACCCUCCACACAGCUUUCACACAAACUUAUCUUAUGUUCUUCAAACAUUUCAUUCGUGUGUUAGUUGGUUAGUACCCUUCAAUGGUGUCAAAGGCCAAAAUACAACCAAAUUCUGUAAGGCACAGGUGUCAAAAUCAAGGCCAUUGGCCUGCUGCAAUGCAAGCAGCCCAUAUUAUUAUUCCUCAUACUUCAACUGGUAUUAUUAUUAUUAUAGUUCCGCACAAUUACGCUUACGCUUUAUACGAGACGAACUGGCCGACGAACCCCCACAUAUGCUAUACCGUCGGAAAGGUCUCCUUCCUGCCGACGGUUCCGCAGCCAUACAUUUUACAGCCGUGUUACUUGACAUGUGAGACAUGCUAACUGUUAGCAUGCUAUCGUUAACACACAUGCUAAGUUUUAGCGUUUAAAUGUGCGCAUGCAUGGCUAAUUUUGUACAUACAUCCAUCCAUCCAUUUUCUACCGCUUAUUCCCUUCGGGGUCGGGUCGCGGGGGGGCGCUGGAGCCUAUCUCAGCUACAAUCGGGCGGAAGGCGGGGUACACCCUGGACAAGUCGCCACCUCAUCGCAGGGCUAAUUUUGUACAGUUACACCUAAAACUCACAGCUUCGGACACUCCGCACCAUCUUCAAAGUAGGUCCAGGGCACAUAUAGCAGGCCAAUCAAAAUUUCCGCGGGAAUUUUCUAGUUAAUUAAAAUGGUCUUGAAUGUUAUUCCCAACUUUUUUUUUGUUAAAAUAAAAAUAAACACUGAAAUAUUUGCUUGACAUGCGAUUUUAAAGCAAAUUAUCCAUUCAAUUGUACACUGUAAAAAAUUACAAUACAUUUGACAAAUAAAAAACUAGCAAUUCAGCUGCAAGAAUUCUACCCUAAAAAGUAAUGUUUUUCAAUUUACAAUAACACACUAAAAACAAGCGUGUGUUUUACGAUAAAAUAAACAGUGGUACCAUUUUUCCAUUUACAGUUAAAAGAAAACAGUAUAUUUUACGGUAAAAAAAAAAGUUUUUUAAAAAAAAUUUAAAGUAAUACACUGUAAGAACAACAAACAUAUAUGUUACGGUAAAAAAAAGUAGUACUUUUUUUACUUUUCAGUAACAUGCUGUAAAAACAAAAACGGUAGCUCUGUCGCCUGAUUAUUACUGUGCAAAUUAUAGUAAUACAAUGUAAAAACAAAAAACAUACGAUUUUAAGAUAAAAAACAACAACUUACCAUGAAUUGAGUAACGUGGACCCCGAAAAACUUUUUCGGGUGUUACCAUUUAGUGGUCAAUUGUACGGAAUAUGUACUGUACUGUGCAAUCUACUAAUACAAGUUUCAAUCAAUCAAUCAACUGGCAGCUCAGCCGCUAUAAUUCUACCUUAAAAACAGUGAUAGUAAUAUACUGUAAAAUCAACAACUAUAGAUUUUACAGUGGAAACAAAGUGGCUGCCCAGUUGCCAGAAUUAUACUGUAAACAAAGACUGGUGUUGUUUUUCAAUUUACAGUAAUGCUCCAUAAGAACAACACAAAUUGAUUUUCCGCAAAAACUGGCCUCUCAGUCGCCUGAAUCUGGUUGGAAACAACAGUGGGACCGUUUUUUCAUUGAAGUAUAUGCUGUGAAAACCACCGUCCAUUUUAAUCUAUAAUUCUGGUGACUGAGCUUUUUUUUUUUUACCGCGGAAUCUUCAGCUUUUUUUCACCGUGUACGUAAAAAUAUAUGUAAAGUCAAAUGUAUAGACAAUUGUGUAACAAUCAUCAGAUGAAUCCUUACAUAUUUAAAUGCAUUUAUAUUCCACAAGCAGCCAUAACUGCGAUGUGGCCCUCAAUAAAAACGAGUCUG